CCUUCCACUGUACGCCUUCCACUGUACGCCUUCCACUGUACGCCCGCCAAGAGAAGUGCCGAGGAACCGAGAGUAUCAAUCAGUCGGAGCGAAAAAGGGAGGACUGGUUUUGGGGGGGAAGGAGGGAGAGUAGGAAGGGAAAGAGGGAAAAGGGAAAGAGGGAAGAGGGAAAGAGGGAAGAGGGAAAAGGGAAAGAGGGAAAGGGGAAAGAGGGAAAGAGGGAAAGAGGGAAAGAGGGAAAGAGGGAAAGAGGGAAAGAGGGAAAGGGGGAAAGAGGGAAAGAGGGAAAGAGGGAAAGAGGGAAAGAGGGAAAAGGGGCAACGGGAAAUAGAGAGAAAGGGAUAGGGAAAGGGAAAGGAGAAGAUAGGAGGACGGAAAAAAGAGAAAGAGAGAGAGAAAGAGAGAGAAAGAGAGAAAGAUGAGGUUUCUCUGCCUCCAUGGCUUGGGGUGUAAUGCCGAUAUCUUCGAGGCCCAAACUGCCCAGAUCCGCGAACAACUAGGCGACAGCCACACCUUCGAUUUCCCAGAGGGCGAAUACGAUAUCCCCGCUCCCAAAGAAAUAACAGCAAUCUACCCACCCCCCUACCUCUCCUGGCACCCCCCGCACACCCUCGACACCCACAUCGCCCAAGGCCUCCUCGACAUCCGCACCUACAUCGCCGACAACGGUCCCUAUGACGCGUGCCUCGGUUUCUCUCAGGGUGCUGUGAUGCUCGCUUUGUUACUACUCGAAGAUUCCGCCGCCUCUCUCAAAUCCGCCAACUCCAACGGCUCUUCCACCAACGGCUCCUCCAACGCCUCCUCAACCCCCCACAGCCUGCCCUUCCAACUAGCAAUCUUCCUCUCCGGCUCCCUCUACCCCUUCGCCAUUCCCCUCCUCUCACUUGGCGCACAGAUCAACAUCCCCACAACCCACGUCUGGGGCGGGAAACGCGAUUACGUGACUACCAAUGGCGCGGGGGAGGCGCUGAGGGAUGCGUGUGCGGCGGAGGGGAGGGUGGUGGUGGAGCAUGGGGAGGGACAUGUUGUGCCGAGGGGGGGAGGGGGUGUGAGGGCUGUGGUGGGGGGGUGGAGAAGGGGGUUAGGAGGGCGAUAUAUAAGAGUUAGAUAUGGGGGGGAAGGGGAUUAA
This is a messenger RNA of Pseudogymnoascus destructans, 1129 nucleotides long. RefSeq lists its product as uncharacterized. Gene Ontology annotation, cellular component: cytoplasm; nucleus. The coding region runs from base 419 to 1129 and encodes 236 amino acids. NCBI's taxonomy places the organism in Eukaryota, Fungi, Ascomycota, Leotiomycetes, Thelebolales, Thelebolaceae. The transcript is spliced from 4 exons. The record is from RefSeq and is a predicted model, not a curated record.